Molecule: messenger RNA, 1827 nt
Organism: Arabidopsis arenosa
Lineage: Eukaryota; Viridiplantae; Streptophyta; Magnoliopsida; Brassicales; Brassicaceae
Source: the annotation of a GenBank genome assembly
AAGAAGAAACUUCGAUAUCAUCAAAAACCACAAACUUUCUUUUCUUUUUCUAAUUAUUUUAUUUAAUUUUCCUACAAACUUAAGGUAAUUUAGAAGAAAAAAGAAAAAUGUCAUGUUUGAAGUAUUUCUUGAUCUUCUUGAUGUUGGGUCUGUGUGUCUCAUCGGAGGAGAAUCUGCAGUACGAAUACUUGAAAGUUCCGGCAAGCGAGUUUGUGAGCUCCAUCAACACAAUUGUGGUAGUGAUAAGACAAGUGAGUUCGAUUUUGUCUCAGUUCGCGGAUUUUAGCGGAGAUCGCCGACUGCAGAAUGCAGUUUCCGAUUGCCUUGAUCUGCUUGACUUUUCUUCAGAGGAGCUGAGUUGGUCUGCUUCUGCUUCUGAGAAUCCAAAAGGUAAGGGCAACGGAACAGGGGACGUGGGAUCGGACACAAGGACAUGGUUAAGUGCUGCUCUCUCCAACCAAGACACUUGUAUGGAAGGCUUCCAGGGUACCUCUGGUCUCGUCAAAUCCCUUGUCGCUGGCAGCCUUGAUCAACUAUAUUCUAUGCUUAGGGAAUUGUUACCACUUGUGCAACCCGAGCAGAAACCCAAGCCAAUUUCUAGACCUGGCCCUAUUGCUAAAGGACCAAGGGCCCCACCUGGCCGCAAACUUAGAGACACCGACGACCACGAAAGCCUUCAAUUCCCAGACUGGGUUAGAUCGGAAGAUCGCAAGCUAUUAGAGACAAACAGUAGGGGUUACGACGUUUGUGUAGCAUUGGAUGGGACAUGCAACUUCACAAAGAUAAUGGACGCCAUUAAGGAAGCUCCUGAUUAUAGCUCCACACGUUUCGUUAUAUACAUUAAAAAAGGUUUAUAUUUGGAAAAUGUUGAGAUCAAGAAGAAGAAAUGGAACAUUGUAAUGAUAGGUGAUGGUAUUGACGUGACUGUUAUUUCCGGUAACCGCAGUUUCAUCGACGGGUGGACCACUUUCCGAUCAGCUACAUUUGCGGUAAGCGGAAGAGGAUUCCUAGCAAGAGAUAUAACGUUCCAGAACACAGCGGGGCCAGAGAAGCAUCAGGCGGUAGCAUUGAGAUCAGACUCUGACCUCUCUGUGUUCUACAGAUGUGCGAUGAGGGGUUAUCAAGAUACACUCUACACACAUACCAUGCGUCAGUUCUACCGUGAGUGCACUAUCACGGGAACAGUAGAUUUUAUAUUUGGGGAUGGGACUGUUGUGUUUCAAAAUUGUCAAAUUUUGGCUAAAAGAGGACUCCCUAACCAAAAGAACACCAUCACUGCACAAGGCCGGAAAGAUGUCAACCAACCCUCAGGAUUCUCAAUUCAAUUUAGCAAUAUCUCGGCGGACGCAGAUUUGGUCCCAUACCUAAACACGACACGGACGUAUCUAGGAAGGCCAUGGAAGCUAUAUUCAAGAACAGUUUUCAUUAGAAACAACAUGAGCGACGUUGUGAGACCCGAAGGAUGGCUCGAGUGGAACGCUGACUUUGCGUUGGACACACUCUUCUACGGAGAGUUCAUGAACUACGGGCCUGGUUCAGGACUCAGCAGCCGAGUCAAAUGGCCUGGUUACCACGUCUUUAACAACUCGGAGCAGGCUAACAACUUCACCGUUUCUCAGUUCAUUAAAGGAAAUCUUUGGCUGCCUUCUACGGGGGUAACGUUCAGUGAUGGCUUGAAUAUCUAAAAUGGCUCAGUGUUUCUAUUGUGAAUGUUCCUGUUUUUUGUUCCUUUUCAUUUUGUUUUGUGUUUUCUUGUAAUGUUCUUCUAAGUUGGUGUAUUGGUAUUUCACGGUUUUGGAAAAAGAUUGAUAAAAGGGGACAGUUAUG